Carica papaya (papaya) is the source of this 981-nucleotide messenger RNA. Its product is annotated as Putative methyltransferase family protein. Lineage: Eukaryota; Viridiplantae; Streptophyta; Magnoliopsida; Brassicales; Caricaceae. Gene Ontology annotation, cellular component: nucleus. The record is from RefSeq and is a predicted model, not a curated record. Gene Ontology annotation, biological process: protein methylation. Gene Ontology annotation, molecular function: protein methyltransferase activity.
GACGACGAAAACAUUUAAAACCGAAUUCGGCCAUUCCUUGAUUCAGGGAACAUAGCCAGCGAAAAGUCUGGUUUCAGCAGGAAGGAAAUCGAGCCCAAAGGAGUUAAUUGAAAAAUGAACAGAGACAAGGAAGAAGAUGAAGAAGAUAUAGUUUGCUUGGAUGAGUCUUUCUUCAUCAAUGACAAUUAUCAGUUGACCACUUUCACUUUUGGCUCUCAAGUUCUUCAGCUUUACUGUCUUCAAGCUGCUUCCACUGAUUUUGAUUUGACAGGGCAGUUGGUAUGGCCAGGUGCCAUGCUUUUGAAUGAUUAUAUCUCACGAAAUGCAGAGGUGCUCCAGGGGUGCUCAGUUAUUGAAUUGGGUUCGGGUGUUGGUGUCACUGGGAUACUUUGCAGCAGGUUCUGCAAAGAUGUUGUCUUGACUGACCAUAAUGAGGAAGUGCUCAAGAUCCUGAAGAGAAAUAUAGAGUUCCAUAAAUCUUCCGAGGAGUUUGAUACUUCUGCUGGCUUAUUUGCUGAAGAGCUGGAAUGGGGAAAUGUUGAUCAGCUCAGCAACAUCUUGCAAAAAUAUACCGGGGGGUUUGAUAUAAUUCUUGGAGCUGAUAUAUGCUUCCAACAGUCAAGUGUUCCUUUGCUUUUUGACACUGUCGAGCAGCUCCUCCGUGCUAGGAAGCAAGGAUGUUGCAAAUUCAUACUGGCAUAUGUAUCUCGAGCGAAGACGAUGGAUUCGAUUGUCAUCCGUGAAGCUAUUCGCCGUGGAAUGUCAAUAGAUGAAGUAGUUGGAACCCGGUCUGUUGUUCAUAAUCUUGAAGGAGUCAUCUUUGAAAUCACCCUUCAAUAGAUAUACUGGGUAUGUUUUUUAGCUCCCAUAAGCAGAAAUUCACACACACACACAUAUAUAUAUGUAAGCAAUGUUUCUUGAAUCUUUUACUGAAGUUCUUGGAAAACAGAAUGCUCUAUAUAUUGUUUGGAUUGGUCAAAA